CUCUUUUUUAAACACCCAAGUUGGAGAAUCAAAUCUUUAACCCGAAAGAGCAUUUUAUCCUGACUCAGGUAUCCAAGAUGGAGUACGCAGGCGAGAAAGAGAAACACCGUUACAUCUUUGUCAUCGGUGCUCCCGGAGCAGGCAAAGGAACGCUGUGCAAGCAACUUGUGAAGGAGUACAACUUUACGCACAUCUCGGUCGGCGACUUGCUUCGCAAGGCUGCCGAAGAAGAUGAGAAGAUUCGAUAUGACGUCGAGAAGGGCAAUCUUGUGCACAGGAACUGGCUCUUCCCGAUCCUUCGACAAGAGUUCAAACUCUGCCAAUAUGGACGCCCCAUCGUCAUCGAUGGAUUCCCUAGAGAGGAAGAGCAAGUCUGGCAGUUCGAGAAGGCGUUCGGCGACCCGGAGCUCGUUGUCCUCCUGAACUGUCGGCCAGAAGUAGCCAAACACCGCGUGGUCAACAGGAAAGACGGCCGACCGGGAGACACCAGCGAGGUGUUCGACAAGCGAUACAAUGAGUAUUGCGAACUGAACCCCGCAAUCGUGCGCCAUUACGGCAAAGCCCAGGGAAAGGACAAGCUCGUUGAGAUCGACAGCAGUGGAGAGACUGAAUCCUCCUGGAAGAAGUUGUUGGAGGCGCUGCAGACGAGGGAGGAAUGGCAACGGCUGGUGCAAGCCGAUGCACCGGUGCCUCCCUCACCCUCACCCUCGCCUUAGGCUCUCAGGAAUCAGUGUCUCUGGGCGGAGCAUCAUACAUAC
Messenger RNA from Chaetomium strumarium, 758 nucleotides. Its product is annotated as P-loop containing nucleoside triphosphate hydrolase protein. Gene Ontology annotation, biological process: nucleobase-containing compound metabolic process. The coding region runs from base 78 to 716 and encodes 212 amino acids. Gene Ontology annotation, cellular component: cytoplasm. Gene Ontology annotation, molecular function: AMP kinase activity; ATP binding. The transcript has 4 exons. NCBI's taxonomy places the organism in Eukaryota, Fungi, Ascomycota, Sordariomycetes, Sordariales, Chaetomiaceae. The record is from RefSeq and is a predicted model, not a curated record.